Molecule: messenger RNA, 891 nt
Organism: Brassica napus (rape)
Lineage: Eukaryota; Viridiplantae; Streptophyta; Magnoliopsida; Brassicales; Brassicaceae
Product: CLAVATA3/ESR (CLE)-related protein 43-like
Exons: 1
Coding region: 302-571 (89 amino acids)
Source: RefSeq, a predicted model, not a curated record
AAUAUAUAUAACAGCUAUUUCAUUGUAAUAUAUAUGAACAAAAAUGAAGAACAAAAUAGAGACAUGGAUAACGACAGAGACAGGGACUCACUCAAAAUGACAAAUGAGUCAAUGACAGAGCAUGCCCGUCACCUUCCCUCCGGCUGAUCCAGCUCCACCACAUUAAAACUCACACGGAAAGAGAGAGAAAGAUGGAGUUUUAUGAAUAUAACACUCUGACCUUCUUGUCUUAUCACAAACAAAUCUCUCACGUUCCUUUUUACUCAUCCAAACCUAUUCUCCAUCACCAUCUCUUUACUGUAUGGGUUGUCGAGAUAUUCUGCUGACUUUCUCCGUCGCCCUCUUACUCAUCUCUCUGUUCCAGAUCUGGCUUUUCCGGGAAGGACAAGUCCGGGAACUGUCAGAAGACAACCAGGUUGGAAAAGACGUAAACACCCUCGCCUCCAAGAACAAGAAGGAUAAUGUUCAACGUCUCUUCCAUAGGUACUUAAAGGGUCUAAACAAUAGCAACAGUCGCUUUGAAGAUUCAUACAGACAGAUCCCUAGCUCCCCAGAUCGCCUCCACAACUAGUUAAUUGCUUCUGUUUUUAUAUUCUUUUAUUUUCUUCCAUCCUUUUAAAAAAAUUUAUUGUCAAACUAUAUUUAUUUUCUUACCUCUGUAUCUUACGUAUUUCGUAAAUGAGGGCAUUUCGGUUAUUCACAUUUGAAUGGCAAUUGUUAGCCGUUGUAUAUAUCAAAAUCGUUUUUUUUUUCAGUUCAGAAUUCUGAAGAGAUUUACUAGAAUUAUGAAAAUAUCUCUUCAUGAUUGAUCAACAUUAAAAAUGAUAUAAAAAACUGCUUUACAAAUAUUUGUAUUAUAUUAUUGAGAAUCUUUAAAGAGUUUGUUUACCA